Aspergillus saccharolyticus JOP 1030-1 is the source of this 1570-nucleotide messenger RNA. RefSeq lists its product as uncharacterized. The transcript has 2 exons. The coding region runs from base 358 to 1275 and encodes 305 amino acids. Gene Ontology annotation, molecular function: phosphoric diester hydrolase activity. Lineage: Eukaryota; Fungi; Ascomycota; Eurotiomycetes; Eurotiales; Aspergillaceae. The record is from RefSeq and is a predicted model, not a curated record. Gene Ontology annotation, biological process: lipid metabolic process.
CAGUUCGCACGUGCGCAUCUCACUGUAAACUAGCUCUAAAUUCCCCCUCUCGACAUUCGGGAUCUCCCUGUUCAUGCAGUCCAUUCCGCACACUCCUUUCUGUGACUUCUCGUCACAAUCACAUUCUUUUUGAAGAGUCUAGUCUAUUUAGACUGGCUAGUUCACACGUUAGCGUCACAAGCGCCGGAGUUGCCCUCACCAUCCAACUGCCAUCCCCCAUCAUAUGGUCAUCCCAUACGCGGUGAUGUGUAACUCGGGGGCCCUAUUAUAAAACCCCAAGUACUCAGCUGCUGGUUCGGGGGAAGCUCCCUCAUAUUUCUGAGCCCUGCCCGAGAAGGCAACUCGUCUUCCUACAAAAUGCUUCUCACAUCUAUUGCUCACGGUCUGGCCGCAGCGUGUGUUGCAACUACAUCAUUCGUGCUUCCCGUUCUAGCCCAAUCCGCCUGCAACGGUCAAUCGGCCUACUGCAACCGUCGCUACUCGAAUCUCACCCAAGUGGGCGCCCACGAUAGUCCUUUUGUAGGCCCACUGCCUCAGCAAAACCAAAACAUCGACGUCACCGCACAAUUGGACCUUGGGAUCCGUUUUCUGCAAGGCCAGACCCAUCAGUCUAUUGACAACGAAACGAUCCUCCUUUGCCAUACUUCGUGUCUCCUAGAGGAUGCCGGGAGUUUGGAGGCGUACCUGGCCACCGUCAAGACCUGGCUGGACGACAAUCCGGACGAAGUCGUGACCUUGCUUCUGACGAAUGGUGACAGCCUGCCAGUAGAUCGUUUCGCUGAGGCAUUCACGAGCGCAGCCCUCACUGACUAUGCAUUCGUGCCGAAGUCAUCACCAGCCACGCUGGCCAUUGAUGCCUGGCCGACCUUACAGGAGCUAAUCAGUAAUGGUACGCGAUUAGUGACGUUCUUGGACUAUGGUGCCGAUACCACAACGGUGCCAUACAUUCUCGAUGAGUUCGCUUACUUCUUCGAAACGCCGUACGAUGUGACCGAUGCCUCAUUUUCAAGCUGCAGUAUUGAUCGACCAUCGGGUGCUUCAGCCACUGGUCGCAUGUACAUCGUGAAUCAUUUUCUGGAUAUCGAUAUCCUAGGCAUCUUGAUCCCAGACCGCGAUCGUGCAGCCGAGACCAAUGCAGAAGCAGGCGACGGCAGCAUCGGAGCUCAAGCCGAUCUAUGUCUUUCCAUUUAUGGUCGGCUACCGAAUGUCAUUCUUGUUGACUUCGUCGACCAGGGCCAACCCAUCGCUGCACAAAGUCUGCUCAAUGGACUAUGAGCAUGAUAACUCCUACGCUGAUAAACCUCGCUGGUUAGGGUUCUGUUCAUACCCGCGUUUCACAUGUUUUUCGAUCUCUCUAGAAAGAAUGAGCUCAGGAUCUUUUCAGCAUGGAAAUCUUAAAAUGGUGAUGUGGAAGAAGGAGUUCUAGAGGAGAGAUAGGGUCCUUGCCAAGUGUCCCAGACUGCUGGACUCGGAGGAUCAGCGGAUGUGAACGGGCUUCGGCCAAAAAUUCUCAAGUAUGUAUAUACAGUCAGGUCAUAACGACUGUUCAUUCAUCUAAUUCCACCUGCAU